AUGGCAGCACCUAAUUCAAGUUUCAACAUGGCCGACUAUCCUGUCAUUGUCGGCAUUGACUUUGGUACUACCUUUUCGGGUUGCUGUUACGCCUUUGCUCAAAACGAGGAAGUCAUUGACAUUGUUAAGUGGCCCAAGCAGAAUAAUAAUGUUUACCCCAAAACGCCCACAUUAUCAUUAUAUCGUAAAGGGUCGACAGAAAUAUUAGAUUGGGGACAUGGCGCAAGAAGAACUGCCAUGAAACCAAAUAGCUCUGAAUUGUUGUUAUUGUCCAAGUUUAAGUUAUAUCUUGAUGAACAUUUGCAAAAUGAAACGCUACCCAAUGGACUACAUAUCAUUGAUGUUAUUGCGGAUUAUCUUUAUCUAUUUCACAACCAUGUAUGCUCAGAGCUCCACAAAGGAUUUGCUGGAAACUACGACCAAGCUAAUUUUCGUUAUUGUUUAACAGUCCCUGCAAUGUGGUCUGACCGUGCUAAAGCAGCAAUGCGUGAAGCUGCCAUUCGUGCAGGACUUGUGUUACGUACAGAUCCUCCCGAAAGAUUGAUGCUUAUUUCUGAGCCCGAAGCUGCCGCACUCUAUUGCCAAAAAAAAUCGGAGCAAUUUAAUCUUUGUCAUGGCCAACGAUUUAUGAUUUGUGAUGCAGGUGGAGGAACAGUGGAUUUAAUUGUUUUUGAAAUUGAUCAGAGUGAACCUACCAAAAAGCGUACAUUGAAAGAAGUGACCAAUGGCCAUGGUGCAACUUGUGGAUCCGGUUUUCUGGAUUCAAGAAUGCGAGAUUACAUCAUUCGCAAAUUCUCACAUAUUGGACCCGUCAAUGAAUUGGCUAUGGAACAUAUCAUGGAAACAUUUGUCAAUAUCAUAAAGCCUGAAUUCGAUGGUUCAGAAGAUCACUUCUUGGACUUACCUGCCUCUAUGGGUCUUGGUAAUCUUACAGACGAGUCCAUUGGACUAGAUAAUGGCUCAUUACACCUGCCUGCUUAUGAACUUUGCAAUGAGGUUUUUGAACCUGUUGUGUCUCAAGUCUUGAAACUUAUUGAUGAACAAUUGCGCCAAUCAUCUUAUUUGGAAGCUAUUUUCUUGGUAGGUGGAUUUGGACAAUCCAAUUAUCUUUUUCGACGUGUUGAAGACGCUUUUGCUGAAAGGGUUGGCAUGAUUGGUGUACCUCCCAGAGGUGAACUGGCGGUGGUUCGUGGAGCCGUCUAUUUCGGUUUGAAUCCACAAAUUGUCACCGAACGUAUCUCACGAAGAACUUAUGGCAUUGAAACUCGAAUGUUAUUUCAAAAUGAUAUAGAUCCACCCGAAUUUUCGGUUGUUGGUAUUGAUGGAAAAAUUUAUUGCAGACAAAGAUUCAGUGUUUACAUCCAUAAAGGGCAAAGUGUUAAAGUGGAUGAAUGUAUAUCGAAAACAUUUAUUCUUAGCUACCCAAACGAUACUGACUCGGAUUUGUACGCUUAUGAUGGCAAUGGACCAGUACCGCGUCUUACCACAGAUCCCGCAAUUCAGAAAGUGGGUCAUUUUCCCAUUCGCAUGCCAAAAUUAAAUGGUAUUAAACUUGGCGAUAAAGUGAGCUUGACUAUUAAAAUGUAUUUUGGUCUCACUGAAAUAAAAAUCGAAUCCACCAUUCAAGAUAAAACAUUUGUGUUCACUUCAACAUUCGAUGCAUCGGAUGCUUCCUCUGGUCCUGGAGUAACUACACCUUUGAUGAACCAAACUAUCCCUGCAGGCUCCUUACCCACUAGUAUCUUCUCUCCUUCUCAGUCUUAUUCGACAAACGGUUAUCUGUCUCAGCAACAUUUAUACAAUAAUAGUAAUCCUAAUCUUAGUCACAGUACUUCUAUAAACAAUCAGGACUUUUAUGCUCCACCGCAGCCUUUUCAAAAUAUUCAAUCUUACGCUUCCCAACAAAGGCAACUUUAUCCAUCCCAGGGAUAUUACGAUCAUACUAAUAACAAUAGCGGAUAUUAA
Mucor mucedo is the source of this 1965-nucleotide messenger RNA. RefSeq lists its product as uncharacterized. The transcript is spliced from 7 exons. Gene Ontology annotation, molecular function: ATP binding; ATP-dependent protein folding chaperone. The record is from RefSeq and is a predicted model, not a curated record. Lineage: Eukaryota; Fungi; Mucoromycota; Mucoromycetes; Mucorales; Mucoraceae. Bases 1 to 1965 code for a protein of 654 amino acids.